This is a messenger RNA of Prorocentrum cordatum, 393 nucleotides long. NCBI's taxonomy places the organism in Eukaryota, Dinophyceae, Prorocentrales, Prorocentraceae. The record is from the annotation of a GenBank genome assembly.
AUGAUCUUCCGUGCUUGGGCGUGGCUCGCCGUUGUCGCCGCCAGGGCUGUCCUGCCGCUCGUCGUGAAGCCCGAGAGGCGGUCUUUGCUCGGCACCGCGGAGUUCACCACUGGGCGAGCGGUGGACUUGGUGCCCGGAGAGCCGCAGUCCACGAACCUCCCUGGCACGGGCGCGAGCGGGAAUGGCUCUCGGAAGCACGGCCAGACAGGAAGAUCCGGGAAGCUCAGCCGAGCGAAGCCGCUGCUUCGGAUCCAAGGCAACAUCUCCCGGGGGCACCCGGUCAAUCUGGUGGAGGGGUUCGGCUUCCACAAGCAGCUCGGAGGGUCAUUUUCGCUGAUGUGCACAGUAAUGAUGGCUAAAGUAAACCCUUGGCAGCGAAUAUCUGAAAUUUGA